AUGGACGACCUGAUCACGCUCUGCACCUCGGACAACCCGCCUGUCGAGCUCAAGGCCUCCCGUGCCGUCCUCGCCGCCAACAGCAAGGUCUUCGCCGACAUGCUUGCGAGCCCACAAGGCCCCGUGGCUGCUUCGCAGGGCCCGCCCGUCGAUCUCGCCGAGACCCAGGCCGAGCUCGAGCCGUUCUUGCGCCUCCUCAACCUCGCGCACGACGGUGGCGACCCGCUCAAGGACCUCGACGACAAGCACUGGCCCGUCGUUGCAAAACUCGCCGACAAGUACGAUUCGGCGCCUGUCCGCACGAUCGCUACUGGCAAGUGCUGGCAAUGGUCCGCCCUCGCCAACGACCUGUCCAGCGACCAAAAUCGGACGGCGUUCGAGACGGCCGUCAAGCUCGGCAACGGUCAGCUCGCCGCGAGCCAGAUGCUCCGCUUCAUGAUGCGCGUGGACGACGAGAAGAAGGUUCGAGAGGCGGUCGGCGAUUCGCAAACUGCCUUUGACGCGUGGCUCAAGCUGCUCAAGACGCACGCCGCCUUCUGGGCCCUCGAGAAGCCCACCCUCGAGUUCUGCGACGCGUGCACGGCCGACGAUGCCUCGCUCGCCGACGCGACGUGGUACCGCGCGAUGCGCGAGGCUUUGAGGGUGUGGGACGACCUCAAAGCGUCCAAGCCUUUCCUUUGUGUCGUGCACGCCAUGAGCGGCGCGCUCAUCGAUGAAGGAGUGCUCUGCGAGAACUGCGAGAACACGUUCGACACGGUUGGCCACUCGUUCGAGCACCACUACCGCGACACGGCGCCCGGCUUUCCGCUCUAGCAGCCUUCUCGCCGUCGCCCGCCCUCUUCGCCCGUCGUCCGCUUCCUCUCCUCCUUGCCUUUCCCUCGGCCCGUAGCGUCGCCCUCGAUGCAUGUCUUUGUUCGACGACGGU
Rhodotorula graminis WP1 is the source of this 925-nucleotide messenger RNA. RefSeq lists its product as uncharacterized. Gene Ontology annotation, molecular function: protein binding. The record is from RefSeq and is a predicted model, not a curated record. NCBI's taxonomy places the organism in Eukaryota, Fungi, Basidiomycota, Microbotryomycetes, Sporidiobolales, Sporidiobolaceae. The transcript has 4 exons. The coding region runs from base 1 to 813 and encodes 270 amino acids.